Molecule: messenger RNA, 1373 nt
Organism: Stegodyphus dumicola
Lineage: Eukaryota; Metazoa; Arthropoda; Arachnida; Araneae; Eresidae
Product: kielin/chordin-like protein
Molecular function (GO): protein binding
Source: RefSeq, a predicted model, not a curated record
CUCCACUUCCAAAGCACGUAUUUUAAUAUAAAUUUGUGAUUCUUUGUUUAAAUUAUAUCUAUUUUGUGCGCUCAAGUCUGCUUAACAUGCCGAUAUAAAACAUUUCUUUGAGGAUUUAACAACUUCUCGAAUUAUUGUGGUGGUACCAGGUCGUGGAAUGCUGUGUGUUGAUAUUUUGAUGUUUCUGAGUCCCAAAUCUGGAAAAAUCGAUUUCUGUGGAUAAAGUCGGUUUCCAAGUUUGAUAUCUUCAAGUCUGAGGUAGAAAGUUGUACUCCGUGACGGCAUACCAUAAACUAAAUACUAAGAAGGCAUUGCAACGAAGCGCUCUUCUUGUCACAGCUAUGGACAGACACUCCUGCAUUUGGAUAUUCGCUUUUCUCCGGAUUUCAUGUGUAUUUGCAGGAAGCUGCGAAUGGCGUUACUAUGAGCACUACAAACAAAAACGUUGCGAACCUAUACUUGGAGAACAAGGAUGUCCUAUAAGGUUCGAAUGCCCACCUUUGUCUGACGAAACUAACAAAACGUGUUUUCACAACGGCAAAAGCUACAACGACGAGGAAGUCAUCAAAGAUGCCGGGCCCUGUGCUAGCUGUUCAUGUGUAGUAGAUAGCGUCAAUGGUGGUUAUAUAGCUUGCUGGCCGGUGGACUGUCCGAUGUUGGAAACUCGCAAAAAACAUUGCUAUAUGGGUUAUAAACCUGGAAGUUGCUGUCCUGAAGAAAUAUGUCAUAAAACUUGCGAGCACAAUGGAAUUACGUACGAGCUUGGAGAAAUCAUUAAAACUAAAGAUCCUUGUCAACGCUGCAUCUGCACAAUCAAAUGGGAAGGAGAAUAUGGAUACGGAUGUGAAAAGACCAAAUGCCUAAAUGGCAUAAAUGCUUAUAAAAUAAGAAAAGGAUGUUUGCCUAUCUAUGAAGAAGAUGUAUGUUGUAUGAUCGAUAUGCAUUGCGAUGGUAUCCACGGUGCAGAACCUGUUGCCUUCCCAAAGUCAAACACAGAUGAUCUUUGCCGUUAUCGAGGAAGAUACUACAAGCGUGGAUCUACAGCAUACCUAACUGAAGAUUUAUUUAAACAGAUUGAAUGCAGAUGUGAGGUACCUCCCGACUUCAAAUGUAUCAAGAAAUCUUCCAAAAUGGAAUAAAGAGGGCAAUACGGAACGUUAUCCACAGUACGAACUUCUAUAAUGUACAAAUUUACACAUCUCUUAGACUUUUGUAAUAACUUUUAAUUAUUAAAUGUUUCCUCUCAGAAAUAUUCCAACAGCUUUCACUAAUGCACAAUAUUUGCACUUUCUGCAAAGUCAUUGUAAAGGACAUAUUACAAAAAAAAAUUUAAUUGUACAAUUAAUAAAAGUAUGUAAGAUUUCAAAAUAAUA